Molecule: messenger RNA, 1835 nt
Organism: Rhopalosiphum maidis (corn leaf aphid)
Lineage: Eukaryota; Metazoa; Arthropoda; Insecta; Hemiptera; Aphididae
Product: synaptic vesicle glycoprotein 2B-like
Exons: 11
Coding region: 128-1663 (511 amino acids)
Biological process (GO): transmembrane transport
Cellular component (GO): membrane
Molecular function (GO): transmembrane transporter activity
Source: RefSeq, a predicted model, not a curated record
AUUUAAGUUAAAAAAAUUUAAAUUAUUAUAAAACCGUAUAAUGUGUUAUAUUUACAAUACAAAAAUAAAAGCGCCAACAAUAGACAACUUAUUCAACUUGAAAACCAAUUAACCAAACAUAUCUGCAAUGAAUUACUUAGAAGUCAUUGAGUCCACGACCACGAGUCUUCUCAAUGAACCGGUUCAUCUGGACAAGGCAAUAGAAAUGGUCGGUUUUGGAUAUUUUCAUUAUUAUGUACUAUUCAUUUGUGGAUCACUUUACAUAGCAGUUGCCUUUAGCGUAACGUCAAUAUCAUUUAUUAUACCAUCAGCUCAAUGUGAUUUUCAUAUGACUUCUUCUCAUAAAGGCUUUCUAAAUGGAGCAAUGAUGAUAGGAAUGUUAAUAGGAUCCUUUAUUUGGGGUUAUGUGGCAGACUCUAAAGGCCGAAGAUUUACUUUGAUAAUUUGUAUGUUAAUGGAUGGUCUUUUUAACAUAUUAUCUAGCGUGUCGCAGAUAUAUUCAAUAUUUUUAAUCUGUAGACUUUUAAGUGGAUUUGGAGUAUCCGGUUCAACAACGCUCUUUUCAUAUCUUGUAGAAUUUCUGAAUAUCAAACACCGAAAAAUUUUUUUAUCUUGGAUGGAAAUGUUCUGGACAAGUGGCAUAAUAUUACUUCCGUGUAUAGCAUGGAUAAUUAUACCACAGACAUUUAGAAUUGAAAACGAAUACAUUUUGUUCAAAUCGUGGAAUUUGUUUGUAAUUAUGAGUUCACUUCCAAGUAUAACAUUAGCAUUUUUAUUAAUAAAAAUGCCGGAAAGUCCUAAGUUUUUACUUGCUCAGGGUAAACAUAAAGAAACAAUUAAUUGCUUGAAAUUUGUUCACAGAUGGAAUAGUAACUCGGGUGAUAAAUUUCCUGUGUCCUCGAUAAUAAUGCCAAGUUCUAAUAACAAAUCAAAUAAUGGUUUCUUUGAUGGACUUUAUAAGAGUACAAUAGAUUUGUUCACAUCAAAAUUCAAAAUUAUAGCUAUAGUUACAUGCAUAAUACACUUUUGCGCUACUACCAGUUACUAUAUGCUAAUACUAUGGUUCCCAGAAUUGAUGAAUAGAUUUCGUUGGUAUGAAACAUAUUCAAAUUUCCAAAAUAAAACAUCCAUGUGCGAAAUUGUAUCCAUGUACAAAGUUGGACCAGAAGUUAAUGGUUUAAAGUGUGAUGAUCACAUUGACCAAUCAGUCUACAUGAACAUAAUGAUCAUUGGUAUUGCUUGCAUACCUACGAGCCUCGUUGUUCCACUAUUUAUCAAUAAACUUGGACUCAGAUUUUUUACAGUUGUAAGCUUCUUUGGAUCCAGUAUUUCUGCAGCAUGGUUAUAUUUUAUUACUUCUUCAAUGGAGAAUAUGGUGUUAUCUUCAAUAUUUGAAGCAUUUUCUAGUAUUGGUAUUAGCUUAACAUAUUGCAUCACUGUUGAAUUAUUUCCAACAGAAUACAGGGGCAUGGCUGCGUCUAUAGGAACUAUGUUUGGUAAAAUAGGUGCACUUUUGGGCAAUAUUCUUAUUGGAAUUUUUAUUGAUGCCCAUUGUAUAGUUCCAAUAUUUGUUUCAAGCUCAUUUUUAAUAAUUUCAGCUCUCUUAGUAAUUACAUUACCAAAAACCGGAAGAACCAACAUAAUAACUGAUGCAGUGCUUUAGAAAUAGUUGUAUCCUUAGAUAGCGCUUAGUAUAGAACUUAUAUAUAUAUAUAAAUAAAAAUUAAUAUCUGUAAACAUUAAACAUCAAUAUUUAAUUUUAGAUUCUAAGUAUAUCGAUUAAUAUAGUUUAUUUUUGUAUUUUUUAAAUAUAAAAUCUGUACAAUAAUACAGUA